This is a messenger RNA of Lolium rigidum, 1691 nucleotides long. RefSeq names its product F-box/FBD/LRR-repeat protein At1g13570-like. Lineage: Eukaryota; Viridiplantae; Streptophyta; Magnoliopsida; Poales; Poaceae. The transcript is spliced from 4 exons. Gene Ontology annotation, molecular function: protein binding. Bases 1 to 1560 code for a protein of 519 amino acids. The record is from RefSeq and is a predicted model, not a curated record.
AUGGCCACCUUCACCAUAGCCUCCUGCGCAGGCGACGACCUGGCCGCAGUUGCCGCAGCCUGCCCUACCUCCUCCACCGCCGGCGUACCAGCUUCCAUGACCGACGCCAGAAAAACAGAAUCCUGUUGUGCAAAGAGGGAGCAACAAAAUGAAGCAGGCAAUUGUGGGCCUAUCUGCUUCUCACAUCCGGCCCUCCCCGACGACCUCCUCCGCAAUGUGGUCUCGCGCCUCACCGUCAAGGACGCCGCCCGUACCGCCGCGCUCUCCUCCCGCUGGAACGGCCUCUGGACCUCCACCCCGCUCAUCCUCGAAGACCGCUACCUCCUCGCCCAGCCCCCGUCGGGCGACCGGAGCGCCCUUCCCGCCGCCGUCUCUCGCGUCCUCGCCUCCCACCCGGGCCCCUUCCGCUGGGUCAGUCUCUCCCGCAGCUUCAUGGUCAACCAGCAAGAAGCGCUCGCCAACUGGCUCCGCCUCUUCGCCGACAAGGGCGUGGAGACCCUCGUGCUCGUCAACCGCCCCUGGCCCCUCGGCGUGGCCCUGCCGGAGUCCAUCCUCCGCUGCUCCUCGCUCCGCCGCCUCUACCUCGGGGUCUGGCUCUUCCCGGACACUUCUCGCCCCACCGCUCCCCCACGCGGCCCCGGCGUCUUCCCCCGCCUCCAGGAGCUGGGCAUCUGCCACACCAUGAUGCGGGAGCGCGACAUCGAGUACCUGCUAGCCUGCAGCCCCGAGCUCAAGAUCUUCGCGCUCAUCCUCAGCUACGGCUUCCCCGAGCGCGUCCCAAUAACUAGCAACAGCCUCUGCUGCCUGCUGCUCUGGUUCACCAUUGUGGAUGAGGUCGACAUCGUGGCAGCCCCAUUACUGCAGCGCCUCAUCCUCUUCUGGCUUCACAGGGGGGGCACCACCAGGGUCAAGAUCGGAUAUGCUCCUAAGCUCACCGUGCUAGGCUACUUGGAUACGGCCAACCACGUGCUUCAGAUCGGCAACACCACCAUCAAGGCUGGGGUAACAAAUGUGAUCCCAAAUGCUGUGGUUCCAAGUGUGAAGGUGCUAGCUUUGAAUGUGGAUUUCAGAGUAGCCGACGAAGUGAAGACCUUGCUCACUUUCUUGAGAUGCUUUCCCCAAGUGGAGACGCUGCACAUUAAGGUCUCCCACAAUGAUGAUGAGAGCGAAGAUGAGGAGCAAGACUACAAGGACACUGCUGGCAACCUUACUUCCACCUUCUGGGAGGAGGUUGGUCCGAUCGAGUGCGUGGAGUCGCGAGUGAAGAAGGUGGUGAUUGAUCAGUUCAGCAUGGGGGACAACGAGAUUGAAUUCCUCAUGCUUUGCAAACUGAGAGCAAAGGUGAUGCACAAGGUGGUGCUGGUGCUGCCAGUCGAGUUAAGUCCGAAUGCGCUGACUGAAAACAUUUGGAAGCUGUUGCCCCUGGGUGCCGCAAAUUGUGCCAGUGGGAGUUGCGAGUUUGCAUUGCAUACUCGUCCAAGAUUUACUUGUGACUACCGCGGAGCGUCUGAUCUUUCUCUGAGUGACCCAUUUCCGGAAGGCAUUGUGCUGAACUGCUGAUAGAUCACGAGCGGGCAUUGCGCCGUUGAUCAUGUUGGAUGUUUGUCGGAAGAACUUGCUAGUUGCUAGGAGUGCUAUGCAGAAGACCUGCGUGACCUGUUUAUGUUCGUUGUUACGCAUUCUGUGCGAUA